Molecule: messenger RNA, 2703 nt
Organism: Leptidea sinapis
Lineage: Eukaryota; Metazoa; Arthropoda; Insecta; Lepidoptera; Pieridae
Gene: Gale
Product: UDP-glucose 4-epimerase
Exons: 8
Coding region: 232-1293 (353 amino acids)
Biological process (GO): beta-D-galactose catabolic process via UDP-galactose, Leloir pathway
Cellular component (GO): cytosol
Molecular function (GO): UDP-glucose 4-epimerase activity
Source: RefSeq, a predicted model, not a curated record
UACUGUAGAAUGUAAAUUAUUGUUAAUAAAUAAUGUAAAAAAGAUUAUUUAAAAUUACAGUUUGUAGUGUUCAUUUGCUUAGGCAGUGAUUCAGUUUUCUUGGAAAAUGUAUUGUUUACCAAUUUAUAAUUAUUAAAUUACUUACACGAUUGUAGUUCAUCAAAAACUUGCUAAUAUGGCAAGAUAAACAUCCUAUUUUAUUUCACAACGGGAGGGCUAUCCAAUAGAGCGAUGCCGCCAUCGAUCCUGGUGACGGGAGGCGCGGGGUACGUGGGCUCACACACCGUGGCGACCCUCCUGGAGCGGGACGACAAUCGGUACGACAUCGUGGUCGUUGAUAAUCUCUCCAACUCCUAUAGAUCUGAAAAUGAGAAGAAGCCAGAGGCACUGCGCAGGAUCGAGGAUAUGACAGGGAGUACGAUACAUUUUUAUGCGAACGACAUCCGGGACAGAGCCGCAUUAAACCGGAUAUUUGAAAACCACGAGAUAGAAUGUGUGAUCCACUUCGCGGCGCUGAAGGCUGUUGGAGAAUCAGUGGAGAAACCUUUGGAGUACUAUCAGGCCAAUAUCACAGGAACUUGCACGCUACUUGAGGUGAUGCGGGAACAUGGAGUCACUCAGCUGGUGUACUCCUCAUCGUGCACGGUAUAUGGGGAGCCACAGAAACUGCCCCUGGACGAGGGCCACCCCACCGGCCAGGGCAUUUCCAGCCCCUAUGGCAGGACUAAAUACUUCUGCGAGGAGAUCAUGAAGGAUCUCUGUGCCAGUGAUCAGAAUUGGAAAGUGAUAUCGCUUCGUUACUUCAACCCCGUGGGGGCCCACGGCAGCGGCCGCAUAGGGGAGGACCCGUACGGGAUUCCCAACAACUUGAUGCCGUUCAUAUCCCAGGUGGCCGUGGGUCGCCUGAGCGAGCUGCUGGUGUUCGGGGGCGACUACCCGACGGCGGACGGCUCGGGGGUUCGCGACUACAUCCACGUUCAAGACCUGGCGGACGGCCACGUGCGGGCCAUCCAGCUGUUCCAAGACCCGCGCUUCGUCGGCUUCCAGCCCAUCAACUUAGGCACAGGUACCGGUUACUCAGUGCUACAGAUGGUGGCGGCAUUCGAGGCGGCCUCAGGUUGCAAGAUACCGCACAGGGUGGUCGGACGACGCGCGGGCGAUAUCGCCACCAACUACGCGGACGUCUCCCUCGCACGACAGCUGCUCGGCUGGGGUGCGAGCAGGACGGUGAUAGACAUGUGUCGCGACACAUGGAAAUGGCAGAGUGAAAACCCGAACGGGUAUAAAAACUAAGGCGUUAAACACGGCCGAACCGAGGCGCUAUAGACGGUUCGUUUUGAACUGAGUCGUCGGCAAUUAAAUCUUAAGUGACAUAUCUUGCUGAGUACCUACUCGUUAUAUAAAAAAAUGUAAGAAAAUUUGCUUUAAAUCUAUUAUACAUUCUAAGCAAAUACUUAACGCUCUUUGAAAUGUGUUUUGAAACUAAAACAAUAUUUUUACUAUUACACCAGAUAGAUAUUACAGAUAUUUUUUUUCCAAAUCUCCCCGACUAUUCCAUGUCGCUCAAUAGUCAAUACCUCAGUUCAAAGCGACCCAACUAUAUACAUGGCUUUUGACAGAACACAAAACCACCAAUAUGAAGCUGAUAAUAAUAUCUUGAAACGGAAACUUCCGUCAUAAACCUAGUUUAUAUAUUAUAGUUAUGCUUUUACUACGAAUGUUUAAAGUUUUUGUUAUAUAUAAAGCGAUACUGUGUUACCUAUUUCUAUACAAAUUAUUAUUCAAAGAAAAUGAUUUUUGUUUAACAAAAUUAUUCUCUAAAAUUUAUUAUUCAAAGAAAAUUAUUUUUGUUUAACAAAUUUAUUCAAUACAUAUUAUUAUUCAAUGAAAAUUGUUUUUGUUUAACAAAAUUGUUUAAAGAGCUUUUAAAGAUGUGUAUUUGUAUACAUAAUAUUAUAUUGUAUAUUAUCUCGCUCUUAUUUUUAUUAAUAGAGAGAAAUACUUUUAGUUUCUUGAAUCAUAGUAGAUUCAUUUGAUUCCAAAUGCAUUUAAAAUGUACAAACAAAGAAUAAAUUUGUGCAUAUAUUAAUUUUUAUUAUACAUAAUUAUUUUGUUCCUAUUCUGUUGCCAUAAUAUAUUAGAAAUUUUUAUUAUCUUUUUCAUUAUGUAAUAAGUGUGGCCAUAUAUUUUACAAAUGAUGAUUGUAUUUGUGAAUUUGUUUUUAGUUUUACGAUGUAUGAAUUGUAUGUAAUCAGAACUAAAUGUGAAUUAAAAACCAAAAUAUAACCAAAGAUUUUUAGGUUAUCUUUUAAAUUUAUAUUUAUAAAUAUUUUUAUUUAAUAUAAUAUUUGUUAUUAACUAUCGGACAUGUAAUAUAAAAUAUUUUUUUAUUUAUGACAUUAGUUUUGACAACGAUUAGCAUAAACGCUAAUUUAGUUGAAGUAUAAAAUAAUUGAAUUUGAUUGCAUUUCGUAUUUGUACUAAAGUAGCCUACAAGAAUUAUUUUUAUUUCAACUUUACAAACUAUUUUCUUUACACUGAGGUGUUAAAAAUAAUGAAUGGCUUUCAAAGAGGCUAUUCUGCAUUUUUUGAUAUAAUGCCUAUUGUAUGUUUUGUAUAAACUUCAUUCCAUUGCUUUUCCAAUUUAUUUAAAAUAUUAUGUAUAAGGUGCUAAUAAUUAUAAUAAAUUUGUAAAGUUUAUAA